AGGUUUAGAGAUAAAAAAAUGGGAUCAAGAGUCUGUGUCUCGUGCUUUGUUGCUAUAAUGCUGUUGCUAAUGGCGUCUGCCAGGCAGACCGAUGCACAGCUAACAUCAACCUUCUAUGAUAAGUCAUGCCCGGCAGCACUGUCGACCAUUCGGAAAGCAGUCAGGACAGCCAUUGCUAAGGAGCGCCGCAUGGCUGCGUCCCUUAUCCGUCUCCAUUUCCAUGAUUGCUUUGUUCAGGGAUGUGAUGCAUCAGUUCUGCUGGAUGAUGCUCCUUCAAUCAAUAGUGAGAAAAACGCAUUCCAGAACUUCCGUUCUUUGAGAGGCUUUGAAGUGGUUGAUAGCAUAAAAGCAACAGUUGAGAAGGCUUGCCCUGGUGUUGUUUCCUGUGCUGACAUCCUUGCUGUUGCCUCACGAGAUGCUUCUGAAUAUGUGAAUGGUCCGAUGUGGACAGUGAAGCUUGGAAGAAGAGACUCUAUAACAGCAAGCAAAGACUUAGCUGAGGCAGACCUGCCAAUAGCUUUCAAUGAUCUUGAUGCACAGAUCUCUUCAUUUGCUAAGCAAGGUUUAAGCGUUAGAGACAUGGUUGCACUCUCAGGUGCUCAUACAAUAGGGCAGGCUCAAUGCGCCACCUUUAGAGGGAGAGUUUACAAUGAUACUAACAUUGACGCAGGCUUUGCUAGAAUGAGGAGGAGAGGUUGUCCUGUGUCUGAUGGCAAUGGCAACUUGGCUCCUCUUGAUCUUGUGACACCCAACUCUUUUGACAACAACUACUACAAGAAUCUCAUUCAGAAGAAGGGAUUACUUCAUUCUGAUCAAGUUCUGUUUAAUGGUGGAUCCACUGAUGAUAUUGUAACUAGCUACAGCAAAGACAAAACCGCCUUCUACUCUGACUUUGCUUCUGCUAUGGUGAAGAUGGGAGACAUCAGUCCUCUCACCGGUUCUUCUGGUCAGAUCAGGAAGGUUUGCAGUGUUGUCAACUGAUUGGGAUUUGACAAUGAAUACUUCAAGUGGUUUCUUUGUU
This is a messenger RNA of Dioscorea cayenensis subsp. rotundata (Guinea yam), 1021 nucleotides long. RefSeq names its product lignin-forming anionic peroxidase-like. The record is from RefSeq and is a predicted model, not a curated record. The coding region runs from base 19 to 981 and encodes 320 amino acids. Gene Ontology annotation, molecular function: heme binding; peroxidase activity. NCBI's taxonomy places the organism in Eukaryota, Viridiplantae, Streptophyta, Magnoliopsida, Dioscoreales, Dioscoreaceae. The transcript has 4 exons. Gene Ontology annotation, biological process: hydrogen peroxide catabolic process; response to oxidative stress.